Messenger RNA from Lethenteron reissneri (Far Eastern brook lamprey), 5518 nucleotides. Its product is annotated as zinc finger protein 91-like. The record is from RefSeq and is a predicted model, not a curated record. NCBI's taxonomy places the organism in Eukaryota, Metazoa, Chordata, Hyperoartia, Petromyzontiformes, Petromyzontidae.
GCGUGACGUCACGAGACACCAGGAAGCUGCCGGUCUCCGCGCGCGCGCUCACUGAGAUCCGAGGUUUGGAAGAAAAACGGAAAACCCAGUGGAACACCAAUGCCGACGGUGACGGCCGACGCCAGGAUAGCGGCCACGGGCUUGAAGCGAGGGCAACCCGGCUCUUGUCCCAAGAAAGGAAUCCGCUCCCCGCUGCCCUCCACGGUGGCUGCACGCUGAGCCCCAACUUUCCCAGGAGCUGACGCUCUGCAGAAUUGGCCUGAUGGAGCAAAGGCACUCAGCGCAGCUCAGUACAAGAAGGAAACAAUGCGACCAGCAUGCAAACAGCACGGAUUGUACUGGAAAAUUGACACAGCACCAGAGAACACACACAGGAGAGAAACCUUUUAAGUGCACUCUGUGUGGGAAGGCGUUUGCAAAGUCAUCAAAUCUUAAGACCCACCAGAGAACACACACAGGAAAGAAACCUUUCAAGUGCACUGUGUGUGAGAAGGCGUUUGCACAGUCAUCACAUCUUCAAAGACACCAGAGAACACACACAGGAGAGAAACCCUUCAAGUGCACUGUGUGUGAGAAGGCAUUUUCAUGGUCGUCAUAUCUUCAGACCCACCAAAGAACACACACAGGAGAGAAACCUUUUAAGUUCAGUGUGUGUGGGAAGGCGUUUGCAAAGUCAUCAACUCUUCAGACCCACCAGAGAACACACACAGGAGAUAACCCCUUCAAGUGCAGUGUGUGUGGAAAGGCAUUUUUUGAUUCAUCUACUCUUAAACAACACCAGAGAACACACACAGGAGAGAAACCUUUUAAGUGCAGUGUGUGUGGGAAGGCGUUUGCAAAGUCAUCAAUUCUUAAAUCACACCAGAGAACACACACAGGAGAGAAACCUUUCAAGUGCACUGUGUGUGAGAAGGCGUUUGCACAGGCGUCCAUUCUUAAAUCACACCAGAGAACACACACAGGAGAUAAACCUUUUAAGUGCACUCUGUGUGGGAAGGCAUUUGCAAAGUCAUCAAAUCUUAAGACCCACCAGAGAACACACACAGGAGAGAAACCUUUUAAGUGCAGUGUGUGUAAAAAGGUGUUUGCACAGUCAUCCAUUCUUAAAUCACACCAGAGAACACACACAGGAGAGAAACCUUUUAAGUGCACUCUGUGUGGGAAGGCGUUUGCAAUGUCAUCAAAUCUUAAGAUCCACCAGAAAACACACACAGGAGAGAAACCUUUUAAGUGCACUCUGUGUGGGAAGGCGUUUGCAAAGUCAUCAAAUCUUCAAACCCACCAGAGAACACACACAGGAGAUAAGCCCUUCAAGUGCAAUGUGUGUGGGAAAGCAUUUUUUGAUUCAUCUACUUUUAAACAACACCAGAGAACACACACAGGAAAGAAACCUUUCAAGUGCACUGUGUGUGAGAAGGCGUUUGCACGGUCACCAGAUCUUCAAAGACACCAGAGAACACACACAGGAAAGAAACCUUUCAAGUGCACUGUGUGUGAGAAGGCGUUUGCACAGUCAUCACAUCUUCAAAGACACCAGAGAACACACACAGGAGAGAAACCCUUCAAGUGCACUGUGUGUGAGAAGGCAUUUUCAUGGUCGUCAUAUCUUCAGACCCACCAAAGAACACACACAGGAGAGAAACCUUUUAAGUGCAGUGUGUGUGGGAAGGCGUUUGCAAAGUCAUCAAUUCUUAAAUCACACCAGAGAACACACACAGGAGAGAAACCUUUCAAGUGCACUGUGUGUGAGAAGGCGUUUGCAUGGUCGUUUAUUCUUAAAUCACACCAGAGAACACACACAGGAGAGAAACCCUUCAAGUGCACUGUGUGUGAGAAGGCAUUUUCAUUGUCAUCAUAUCUUCAGACCCACCAGAGAACACACACAGGAGAUAAACCCUUCAAUUGCAGUGUUUGUGGGAAAGCGUUUGCACAUUCAUCAAAUCUUAAAAAACACCAGAGAUCACACACAACACACACAGGAGAGAAACCCUUCAAGUGCACUGUGUGUGGGAAGGCGUUUGCACAGUCAUCAACUCUUCAGACCCACCAGAGAACACACACAGGAGAGAAACCUUUUAAGUGCAGUGUGUGUAAAAAGGUGUUUGCACGGUCAUCCAUUCUUAAAUCACACCAGAGAACACACACAGGAGAGAAACCUUUUAAGUGCACUGUGUGUGAGAAGGCAUUUUCAGAUUCAUCUACUCUUAAACAACACCAGAGAACACACACAGGAAAGAAACCUUUCAAGUGCACUGUGUGUGAGAAGGCGUUUGCACGGUCACCAAAUCUUCAAAGACACCAGAGAACACACACAGGAGAGAAACCUUUCAAGUGCACUGUGUGUGAGGAGGCGUUUGCACGGUCAUCCAUUCUUAAAUCACACCAGAGAACACACACAGGAGAGACACCUUUUAAGUGCACUCUGUGUGGAAAGGCGUUGGCAAAGUCAUCAAAUCUUAAGAUCCACCAGAGAACACACACAGGAGAGAAACCUUUUAAGUGCACUCUGUGUGGGAAGGCGUUUGCAAUGUCAUCAAAUAUUAAGACCCACCAGAAAACACACACAGGAGAGAAACAUUUUAAGUGCACUCUGUGUGGGAAGGCGUUUGCAAAGUCAUCAUAUCUUCAAACCCACCAGAGAACACACACAGGAUAUAAGCCCUUCAAGUGCAGUGUGUGUGGGAAGGCAUUUUUUGAUUCAUCUUCUCUUAAACAACACCAGAGAACACACACAGGAAAGAAACCUUUCAAGUGCACUGUGUGUGAGAAGGCGUUUGCACAGUCAUCACAUCUUCAAAGACACCAGAGAACACACACAGGAGAGAAACCCUUCAAGUGCACUGUGUGUGAGAAGGCAUUUUCAUGGUCGUCAUAUCUUCAGACCCACCAGAGAAUACACACAGGAGAUAAACCCUUCAAGUGCAGUGUGUGUGAGAAGGCGUUUUCAGAUUCAUCUGCUCUUCGACGACACCAGAGAACACACACAGGAGAUAAACCCUUCAAGUGCAGUGUGUGUGGGAAGACAUUUUUAGAUUCAUCUACACUUAAACAACACCAGAGAACACACACAGGAAAGAAACCUUUCAAGUGCACUGUGUGUGAGAAGGUGUUUGCAAAGUCAUCAAAUCUUAAAAAACACCAGAGAACACACACGCAUCAGAAAAUCCACAAGAAGUGUAAUCUGAAAUCAGCUUGUGAAAGUCAAAGUGCUGCAAUGACCCCAUUGUUUAUGAAACAAGAACUAGAAGACAAUCCCAGCCUGGACACUUUGAAAGGUAUCAAGGUGAAAUAUGAAAAGGCGAAAGUGAAAUGUGAAGAAGUAACAUUGAAGAGCGUAGAAGUGAAGGUUAAAUUUGAAGAUUCAACUCCAAAAUCGGACCUUCACAUAGAUGGAGGCAGUGUGAAGCAGGAACUAAAUUCUGACUGUGAGGCAGAGCGAGGCAACUCCCAGGAGUUUGUGGAUGUGGAGGUGUGGGUGGACUUCUUAGACAAUACAAAGUCAAAUGGAGACCAGGUAGAUGUGCAAGCUUCAGACAAUUAAGCUCCAAUGGAUGCACCUUUGUCACAGGCCUUUCUAAUGAAUAUAAUGUGAAGUUGAACACUCAAUUUCUAGGUUCAAACUGCAGUGUAAGAGUGGCCAGUAUUUGUGAACCUGUGGGUUGGGGCGAUCUCUAACCAGGAGUGACUCAAGUGUUUAGUAUCAUAUCUCAUCUUAGACACUCGAUGGGUGCCCAUAAUGGGCAUCUGCCCCUGUGUGCCACAAGGUGACCGUUCACUGGCCUGCAUGUGGAUAUGAGUUUGUAAGUCGGGGGCGAUGAUUGAUAUGCCAGUCGGAUUUGAACCUUGAACUUCUGCAACAAAUAGAGAAUGUACUACUACUUGGCUUCCCUCUAUGAGAGUGCUGCACAUAUAGGCCUCAUCUCGGCAGAGAUCAACUUGUAAAUACGUUGCAACGUGACGCAGUACAUUUCAGUAUAGUAAUAAAAUGUUGCCAAUGUGCCCUUUGAUUAUUUUGAAUCAUAAUUGAAAGAAUACCUGUCUGAUUUUGUACGUACAUACAACAUUUUGUGUAUUAAUGUAAAACAUGGAAUAUGUGAUGUCAGGACAAAGUAUCUGUUUUGGUGGUAACCUGUACAAAAACUCACGUGAGAGCUGUUAUUUUUGUGAUACGGGUCAAAGGGUAUUUUUGUGAAUCAGGACGCAUCUGACUGGGGCAACUCAUUGUCUUUGAAAUCGGGAGCAUAGUCGGAUCAUUCAUCAGUUAAGGUAUGCCACUUACAAGUUACGUAUAGGAGAUACAUUUUCCACAAGCACACUAAUUAUCAUUUUGUAUUACGUAUACAUUUUGUCGAACUGAGACUUGAAAUGGACCUUGCCGAUGAACAUCAGUUGAAGCAAGCCGGACUGUUGUUGAGACAUUGUACACCAAAACCAGUCCACAGGUGGCUUGUACUGAACACAUGUGUAGUGCCAUACGAGGGGAGGGGCUGCUGGGGGCUCUAGGAUCCUAGGCAGAUAAGCCCUCGGCGCCAGGCGCUAGGAUCCCAGGCACCCCAAACAGUUAAGCCCCUUGGUGCCACCAACGGGGGGGCUGUGCGUGCUCUGUGGGAUAUCUGGGGGCACACACAACCCCACCCCUCGUUGGGGACGAUGCAUAAAAGGGCAGCUCCCUGGCCGAUCGGGGCCAGUUGCAGCUCAAGACCAGCCAGCUUAGGACCCUGGACCCCCUCGUCCCGCUUGUCCUUGUGUAGUGGUGAUACGCGCUGGGGUAGGGAUCGUGUGCCAGCGCGUAGUGAUUGGCUGUGUAUGUGGUGACGCGCGCUGAUGGUGGAGGAUCAGGGGUCAGCGCGGGGUCGUGGGUUACGUGGUGCUGAUUGGCUGUGUGCCGGUGACGCGCUGAGAGGGAGUGAUCGGGUGGCAGCGCGGUGUGAUUGGUUGAGUAGUAUUAACACGCGCUGGGGAAAACGGAUCGUAGAGAUAGCGCGUCGUCAUUGGUUAACUAAAGAGCGAUGCUCACGUCGACGUCCGCAUCAGCUCCGUCUCCCGUGAGCAGGGGCUAUAAAAGGGGAUGCACACAGGCGUAAAGACAGUAUGUAACCAGCGAAGACUGAAGACGGGGAUGAAGAGAUAGGGCCCUGCGGUACCUAGUCCCGCUGUCCUAACGGGACCGGGACUCUGUGUAACCCAGAGGCGAAUGCAUUGGGUGUAGCCAUAGGCAUAGGGUCUACACGAGUCGAAUGCAUGGUGUGUAGCCAGAGGCAUAGGGUCUACACGAGUUAAGUGAAGUGUGUGUAGCCAGAGGCAUAGGGUCUACACGAGUUAAGUGAAGUGUGUGUAGCCAGAGGUAUAGAGUCUACACGAGUUAAGAGAAGUGUGUGUAGCCAGAGGUAUAGAGUCUACACGAGUUAAGUGGAGUGUAUAGUGAGAAGAAUAGAGACCACACGUUGUAUUGUGACACAUCAAGAUUUAAUAAAAGUGUGUUACCCGUCAAGAAGUUCCUGCCGUCAUUUCCAAUACU